UCCUUCCUCGCCGCUACCGGGGCACGAAGCGUCGCGGUUCCUCUGCUGUUUCAUCGCUAUGUCGCUGCCGCCGGAGAAGGCGUCUGAGCUGAAGCAGAUCAUCCACCAGCAGCUGGUUAAGAUGGAUGUCCAUGGCAGGAUCAGAGAAGUCCUUGCUGAGACUAUACGUGAGGAGCUAGCACCUGAGCACCAGCAGUUGUCCACAGAAGACUUGAUAAAAGCCUUAAGACAACGAGGAAUCAUUGAUGAUGUUAUGAAGGAGCUUACAUUUGUAACUGAUGUGAAUGAAAAGGAGAGGACUUCAGCUCCAAAGCCAUCAACGCAUAUUGUUGACAGAGAACCGCCAGCUUUGAAAAAAACUAACAUUGACCCAACACGGAGGUAUCUUUACCUUCAGGUUUUGGGUGGAAAAGCUUUUCUGGAACAUCUUCAGGAACCCGAGCCCCUGCCUGGCCAGACCUGUUCUACCUUCACACUGUGUCUGCAUUUUCGGAAUCAGCGCUUCCGUACUAAACCUGUGCCCUGUGCCUGUGAGCCGGACUUUCAUGAUGGGUUUUUACUUGAAGUGCACAAGGAAAGCCUAGGUGAUGGAAGUAAAAUGGUAGAUGCAACCACAAUGUUGUCUAUAUGUGAUCCAGUGCAUAUGGUUCUGAUCAAAACAGACACCUUUGGUGAGACAACACUUGUUGCUUCCUAUUUUUUGGAGUGGAGGUCUGUCUUGGCUGCAGAGAAUGGUGUAACUAAUGUUGCUGUUGAACUCCUGGGUGUAGGUACAGAAUCAAAAGUUUCUGUUGGUGUUUUAAACAUCAGACUGGAAAUGUAUCCACAACUUAAUAAGACACUGUCUCCAGAAGUAACUAAUACUCAAUUUGCAUUGGAACGUCAGAAAACAGCAGAGAAAGAGAGGUUAUUUCUUGUCUAUGCUAAACAGUGGUGGAGGGAAUACCUACAGAUUAGGCCCACACACAAUGUAAGGCUAGUGAAGAUUUUUGCACAGGAUGAAAAUGGAGUGAACCGCCCUGUAUGUUCGUACAUCAGACCGCUUCGAGCAGGUCGGUUACUAGACACACCAAGACAAGCAGCACGGUUUGUCAGCGUCCUGGGUUAUGAAAGAGCUCUGGUCAUUGGAGGAGGUGGUGGCAAACAAGAGCAGUGGUGCACCCUCCUUGCUUUUUUAUCCAGGAACAAGGGUGACUGUGAGGACCACGCUAACCUUCUGUGCAGUCUUCUCCUGGGGUUUGGGUUGGAAGCCUUUGUGUGUGUUGGAACAAAAGCAAAAGGAGUACCCCACACUUGGGUCAUGACUUGUGGAACUGAUGGAACAAUUACUUUUUGGGAGAGCUUAACAGGACAUAGGUACAUCCACAUACCUAUCAACCCUGACACCCCUCCGCUCGUUGAGCAACCCAAGCCUCUGCAUCCUUACCGCACGAUAGGCUGCAUCUUCAACCAUCAGAAGUUCUUGGGCAACUGUCAGCCCUCAGAUGCUGUGGAGGUCUGUGUGUUUGACCUGCAUGAUGAAUCUAAAUGGAAACCCAUGAGCGAAGAAGCCAUAAAAUCCGUAUGUCCUCCUGGAACAACGUCUUCAGUUCCUCCUUUUCCUCCUCUGUGUGCUUCCACUGUAGAUGCUGCAGUAGCAAGCAACGAGAUAGAACUCCAGCUGAGAAUACUGGUCUCUGAACACAGAAAGGAUCUUGGCCUUUCUGCUGUUUGGGAUGACCAUCUGUCCUAUCUGUUGUCACCAGCAUUAGCAGCCUAUGAACUUGAACGUACCACAGGCAUUUCUGCAGGAAAUGAAGAGUUUCAAGAUGCUAUCAGAAGAGCUGUACCUGAUGGUCACACCUUUAAAGGGUUCCCCAUCCAUUUUGUAUACAGAAAUGCCAGGAGAGCUUUUGCCACCUGUCUUCGAUCUCCUUUCUGUGAAGAAAUAAUCUGUUGCAGGGGGGACCAAGUGCGACUUGCUGUUCGUGUCCGAGUAUUUCCAUACCCUGAAUCUGCCUGUGCUGUUUGGAUCAUGUUUGCUUGUAAAUACCGCUCUGUCCUCUGAAGAAAAACAAACCAAACCCAAAAAACAACCCAAACCCCAGGUCGUGUACACCUUUUCAGAGCUGCAAAGUGAUGACUGCAGCUGUGAAAGUGUAUUUAAGUGCCACUGAUUCCGAAUACCACAGCGUGUGUUUUGCAGAGGAUCGUUGUAUACAGUAAUGAUUAUUUAUGAAGAGAAUAUAUUUUUAAUAAAAGUUACUUUUAAUAGUUACAGAAA
Messenger RNA from Pogoniulus pusillus (Red-fronted tinkerbird), 2263 nucleotides. It is a transcript of the gene CEP76, whose product is annotated as centrosomal protein 76. Gene Ontology annotation, cellular component: centriole. NCBI's taxonomy places the organism in Eukaryota, Metazoa, Chordata, Aves, Piciformes, Lybiidae. Bases 59 to 2047 code for a protein of 662 amino acids. The transcript has 12 exons. The record is from RefSeq and is a predicted model, not a curated record. Gene Ontology annotation, biological process: regulation of centriole replication.